UAAAGGAGCGCUCGCUGCUACCGCUCGCUCUCCGGCGGGGCUGAGUGAAGCAUCAUGGCCGCGAAGUCGGACGGGCGGCGGAAGAUGAAGAAGGGCGGCGAGGUGGCGUUCACGCCGCUGCAGAACUCCGAACACUCGGGCUCCGUGCAAGCGCUGGCCCCGGGGCUGCCCGCGGGCGCCGGGCCGGGCGGCGGCAGCGACGACGACGAGGCGCCCGGGGGCGGGUGCUGCAGCGGCGGCGGGGACGGCUCGGGCGGCGGCUCCCGCUGCUGUUGCUGCUGCUGCUGCGGCGGCGGUAGAGGAGGAGAAGGAGGGGGCGGCGGCGGGGGCUCGCGGGGCUCGGGCGGGGGCUCGUCCUCGCUUUGCCUGCGGCUGGGCAGGGAGCAGCGGCGCUACUCGCUGUGGGACUGCCUCUGGAUCCUGGCCGCGCUGGCCGUGUACUUCGCAGACGUGGGCACCGACAUCUGGCUGGCGGUCGACUACUACCUGCGGGGCCAGCGCUGGUGGUUCGGGCUCACCCUCUUCUUCGUGCUGCUGGGCUCCCUCUCCGUGCAGGUGUUCAGCUUCCGCUGGUUCGCGCACGACUUCGGCGCGGAAGACGGCACGGCCGCCGCCGCCGCCUCCGGGCAGUGCCCCGCUGCCGAGAGCAAACUGCUGGUGAGCAGCAGCUCGGCGGCCGCGGACAUCGACUCCGCUCGGCCCUGCACGCCGCAGCGGCAGGCUUCCACUGCCAGCAAGGGCAACGCCAACAGCAGCAGCAGCGGCAGCAGCGGCCCCGCUGGAGGCGGCCCCUCCAGCAGCAGCCGCACCGGCAGCGGCAGGUCGGCGUCGUGCGCCUUCUGCAUCUGGCUCCUGCAGUCCCUCGUCCACAUCCUGCAGCUGGGGCAGGUUUGGAGGUAUUUCCACACUAUAUACUUGGGUAUCCGGAGUCGACAGAGUGGAGAGAAUGACAGAUGGCGGUUUUAUUGGAAAAUGGUGUAUGAGUAUGCAGAUGUGAGUAUGCUGCAUUUGCUAGCCACGUUUCUGGAAAGUGCACCACAGCUGGUCCUGCAGCUCUGUAUUGUUGUACAGACUCGUACACUCCAGGCUCUCCAAGGUCUUACUGCUGCAGCAUCUCUCGUAUCUCUAGCUUGGGCUCUGGCUUCCUACCAGAAGGCCCUCCGUGACUCCCGUGACGACAAGAAACCCAUCAGUUAUAUGGCUGUUAUAAUCCAGUUUUGCUGGCAUUUCUUCACCAUUGCAGCAAGGGUCAUUACUUUUGCUCUCUUUGCCUCGGUUUUCCAGCUGUACUUUGGGAUCUUCAUCGUGCUCCACUGGUGCAUCAUGACCUUCUGGAUCGUCCACUGCGAGACAGAGUUUUGCAUCACCAAAUGGGAGGAGAUAGUUUUUGACAUGGUUGUUGGAAUUAUCUAUAUCUUCAGCUGGUUUAACGUCAAGGAAGGAAGGACACGCUGUAGGCUUUUCAUUUACUAUUUUGUGAUCCUUUUGGAAAACACCGCCUUGAGUGCUCUCUGGUAUCUCUACAAGGCCCCACCAAUCUCCGAUGCAUUUGCCAUACCAGCACUGUGUGUGGUGUUCAGCAGCUUUCUGACAGGCAUUGUUUUUAUGCUGAUGUACUAUGCCUUCUUUCAUCCCAACGGACCAAGGUUUGGGCAGUCGCCAAGCUGUGCUUGUGAGGACCCUGCAACUGCCUUUACCCUACCCACGGAAGUGGCAACAAACACCCUUCGGUCCAUCUCCAACAACCGGAGUGUGACAAGUGAGAGGGAUCAAAAAUUCGCAGAGAGGGAUGGGUGUGUGCCUGUGUUCCAGGUGAGGCCCACUGCUCCAUCCACACCUUCAUCCCGCCCACCCCGGAUCGAGGAGUCGGUCAUUAAGAUCGAUCUGUUCAGGAACAGGUACCCAGCCUGGGAGAGACACGUGUUGGACAGGAGCCUGAGGAAGGCAAUCCUAGCAUUUGAAUGUUCCCCUGCUCCUCCACGGCUACAGUAUAAAGAUGAUGCCCUCAUCCAGGAGCGUUUGGAAUACGAAACCACAUUAUAGACAAAGCAAAAACGCAGCUUGGAGAAGCUCUGCCGUUACAGUCCAAGUUAAGGAUUGAUGGGAGGGCUGUAGGAAUAACAAACUGUGUACUACCAUUAGGACAACAAGCUGUAGUGUUCUUAGUCUGGCUACCAUCAUGAUUAUCAUUUGAUCCACUGUGUGCAGUCCAUCUGCAGGACACUGGUACAGCAACAUCACCUGAAAUCCUCAAAAAAUAAGCAAAAAGCCUACAACCAACCCACACAUACUGAUCAGUUCCUGGGAAAACUCACCCAUGACUCCUUGCUGCUAUGAAACUCGGACUGCAUGGUACUCACAAGCAAACCAACAGGGGGGCUCUGACCAGAGCUUUCAACUUUAGCCAGUAGUGCAUUUUAUUUUAGAAAUGAAUGAUUGAUAUUUGCAUAAUCAAUGGCAAAAGCAAGCAAAGAAAAAUCCUCUCAAAAAUAACAAAACUGUAGCACACAAUGUUGCCAUUAUUAAAACUGGUUUCUAGGGGAAAAUAGGAGCAUAGUAGUAUUUGACACCCCAUAAAUAGAUCAUUCAGGUUAGACAGGUUUGCAAAAUAGUUCUUAAUUAAAAAGAGAAAUCAUCAUGUUAGCAAGGUUAUAAAUGGAAAAUAACUGAUUAUAUAGCUCACAAACAUUGACACCACCAGAACUGUUUGUUUUCUGUGGAAUUUCAAAGUCUUUUUAAUUGCAAUUUAAGUCCUUUAUGUUGCUUUCAACAGAAAUCCUAUGCAGCUCACUUCUGGUUUUCAGGAGAAAUAAGGAGCUCCAGCACGUAGUGAUGUAAAUUAAAUGAUAAUCAUGAUUCAACAUUCAAUUUGCAAAAAAAAUAUAUAUAUAUGUAUGUAAAAGAACAGGGAAGUAUAGUUUUCAUAUUCUAAAGUUUUUUGGAGGACCCCAUUCAGACGUUUCAGAAGGAACUACAAGGAGAUGAACACGCUGAAACUUCUCUGUUUCAGAACUGGGAAUGCAUGAUUCAGUGUGAAUGUAUGCAGGGGUGACAAGAGACUGUGACAUGCCAUACCCUUCUAGUGCCAAACAUUGUGUAACCGCAAGAUUGAUGUUGCCCAAGGGACAGAUCACGAGUGGCAUGAACCCUACGAGACCAAGAAGCAGGAAAGACCAAUCCAGUUCUCAACGUGUCGAGACAGCUCUGAUUUUUCCCACCCAAGGUGAAAGUGAUGUCUUUUAAAGACUUUCAGCCACCUCUGAGUAAGUAUAUUCAGUGAAGUGUGACAUAACCAAGCUGUGUGGAAGCCCUCUUCUGCCUGUUCAGGACUUGUUCCAGAUAUAUCUAAAAAUUACGCUGUAAUACAGAGUGCUUUUGCUACAAGCUUUUGGGUUUGAAAUACCUCCCUAAAUCUAGUCAACAGUAUCCUUCUUUAUGUUAAAAGUAUCCCCUGAUGGUGCUUUCAGAUGCAUUAAAGGUGCAAGUCAAAAUUUGAUAGUAUUUUUUUUAAAGCUGGUGCAGAGUGAAAAACUCAUGAAUUAUUUCAAUAUUUUUGUAAAGUAAAAAUAUGGUAUAAAAAGGUUACUUUUUAUAAACCUCAAAUCUUUUAAUACAUUUCAUUCUCUUUAUAGCUUAGAUUUUAAGAAUUGGUCCAUGAAUUUUAUCAGCUAGAUUCUGCAGGUUGAUACAAACCUGGUUUUCACACAUUAUGGGUUUGUUUUUGCAAUGUAAUGCGAUAUGAAAGCCUACAUGGGUACUUUUAGAAUACACCAUAAACUGCGGAUCCUGCUUCAAGUAUAAGUGGUUUGUAAUGAGACCAAGCGAUUCUAUAAGAAGCAAUUUGCUAAAACUAUUUCCAUCCGUUCUAGGAGAGUGAAGCAGAACUGAAGUGUUACUUUUUUAAAUGGCAUUGUCAGGAUGGAGAAGACCUGAUGAUUGGUAUUUUAAUCUUCAUGUCAGGUAUAUUCAGUGUAGUCACUGCUGUAUAUGCUGCUGGGUAAAUUUCAGUCUUUCCUGUUAUUAAUAUUCGUAGUACAAAAUGGCAGAGGUUACAUGCCUUUGUUUGUUUGUAUGCAUUCAAUUAGCCAUUUUUAAUGUUGACUUUUUUAUUAGAGAAAUGCUCAGUAUCUGUUGAUCUUUGCUGGGGCAAGUUCCUCACAACAAAACAUCUAUCUGUGGAAGUGCAGGAACCUGCAAGUCAGAAGGAAUUUUGCACAGAUCAGGAAACACCCAUGCUUGAAGGUUUCUUAGGUAUUUUCAAAUUAAGCAGUGGCCAGCUGCCUCGAUAACCGUUUUUAAAUAAAAAAGUUCUUUGAUAGUCCAAACCCAAAGCUUUGUGCAAAGUGAUUGCCCUUCCCUCCAUGCAGACAUAGAUGACUAUAAAGAAGAUCUCUCACGUUAUGUCAAAAAAUACACCGCUGUAAAAACUGCUAAAAGAGAUCUGGGGACAAAACCUUUUGUCUGGAUGAAUCCAAUAGAGCCUUCGCUCCAGAAUCCAACAUUUGGUAUCAAAAGGAAAUUUGCCUUUACAAACAAGCGUAAGCUUUGUAAUCCAAGAUGUGAGGAUUUCUUUCUGAAACCGUUCUGUAUGUUUGGCGCUUCUUUGGUAACUCAGAAACGCUGUGAGCGGGGCACAGCGGGCAGUGCUCUCCGACCGCAUGGGCUCUCCUGGAGAGAAGGACAACAUCCCAGGUAUCAGCAGUCCUGGCCCUCUUUUGAUGGCCUUCUCAUGCCACGUUGCUAUUCCUCAGAGCUGUGAGCCCUUGGGUAAGGGCUGACAGCACUGAAGAAACAGUGCAGAUUGCAAAGGGUUAUGGACAAAACCAGUGCUUGCAUUGCAAGGUUUCUGAAGAAGGCGAGCAGUGGGUAUGUUUGAUUUUCUCUCUGGUUUUGGAAGAAAGGAUACAGAGAUUUCAUUUUUUUCCAUUGUUAGUAUCUACCAGUUAAUGUGCUUACCCUCUCAUCAUUUUUAGUGUGUUUUUAGUAGAGCUUGUAAAUUCACUUCAAGCAAACUAUUGCAGGUUCUGAGUGCACAGUGCCAUACUUGACAUUACAUACACACAGAGCAGUAUGCGUACUCCACUGCCUUCUGAAUUCAGGCUGGGUGUUUCUGGAAUAAGAAGUCAUUUUAUUCUGAGUGAAAAUCUGCUCUCCACAGCCCUGCUCUGUUAUGUUUGCAAUGUCAGUGACAUUUGCGCUGAGAACAGAACGGCCAUUGAAACCUUAACUCUCAGAUGACUGCAUGGACAGUUUUGUUAGUCUGCUUUGCUGUGAACAGUCACCAUAGAAGCUGUUAGAAUUUUUUUAUACAACUUGUCAAAAUUAAAUAUGGUCCACAUUUAAAUCCCAUGAUGGCCUUACGGACAGUUAAUAAUCAAUAUGCACUAUUCUUUUUAAUGCAAACUGUUUUAAGGUCUAUCAAUAAAGUUCAACGAAGACAGCAAUAGCAAAAAAAAAUCUUCUGCUUUUGAAAUAAGAAAAAAAUCAGGUCUUUUAAAUUCUAUUGCAGAAUAACAGGAAAUUAAAAUGUUCAUAAUCACAUUCUGAUGAAGAAAGUAGUCACAUCUCUGUUAGAAGGAAGUGUAAUGUAAGCAUUGUCCUAAUGAACCAAACAAAUUUGCCAGCAAAUUUCAAGGUAACUUAUCUUGGUCCUAAAAUUUUGAGAGCUGUGGAUUUGUGUGCUACAGAAAAGGUAAUUCACUGCUCCAAAGGAAAAGAACGCAUACCCAUGUUCAUUCAAAAAACAGUCAGAAAAUGUAAGAUAAACUGUUUGUCUUAUAUUAGAAGAAGUGUUAUUUACUCUAUAGUAAGAUAGUCUUAUAAUAAUAUUUGAAAAAAUGUGCAAUACUUUUUUUUAAUGCAGUUUUAAUGAUGAUAAAAAUAUUUUCCACUUCUCUUUGUGUCAGCUAAAAUACGCUUCUUGUGUUAGAACAGUGUUUCUGUGCUUGGGUUAUUUGGGCUUGGUGGCAUAUAAAUACUAUUUUCAUUGGCAAAUUAACAAAUUUUGUAUCAAUUAAUUUAUGUAGCACUGAGAUGACGGAAAAUAUUCCUUCCAAACAUAACUGCUAGACUUUAGAGGUCUGAUUUUGUAAACUUUUAAGCAGAGGAAGAAAAUUUUGGAGUUGCAGUUUUUAAUACAUGGUGAAAAUCUAAUCAACCCAUUUUUUAAAAGAUAUAUGGUAAUCUCAUCAAUAUACCAUGAUCUACCCAAAAGAGCAAUUCAUGAGUGGUAAUAAAAGCAUGACUGGUGCUAUUUUUGGAAAGGAACUCCCAGUCUACCUAAAAGCCAACAUUUUCAUUUACUUUUGAUUGGCCUGCAAGUAUUCACAGCUAGCCUGUUGUAUAACCCUUCAUCCAGCAAUUAGAAUUAUUUCUGAAUUGAACAUCCAAUUCCAUAAAAGCCUUAAAAAUGGCACCAUUCUCAGUUUUAGUUAACUCUGCCAGUGAUCCAGCUCCCAAAGCCACCGUCCUUUCUCUGUUCAGCCCAUAACAUCACACAGCCCAGAGCAGCUGAGAUGCUGUGGUUUGCUCUGCACCCCCUGCACUGCCUGCAUAAUGCCAAGGAAAAGCCCUCAGCAGAGUACUGGGGUCCUAUUGCUGCCUCUCUUGCUCCUGUGCGUGGUGGGAAGUGGAGUGAAUCACAUUUGUGCAUCCAGCUGAAAAGGCUUUUUUUAGGUUGAGUUCAUACGAGGGUGCGUAGAGAAAAUAAUCACAACACGUGUCCCCAGAUUUACAAGCUCAGCACUAAUUACUAGUUCUGCAGCAUAACAAUGCCGAAUGUGGGAAGAAUUGUCUAAAUAAACAAUAAGCCAUUUAAUUUUGCUAAUUGUAGCAAUUAGGCUAGCUCUCCUGAAGCCCAUGCUCUCAGCAGAAAGCCAAAUGGAGUAGUGGCACACAGCCAUUUAUAUGGCAGGGAUAUUACGCUGUGAAGCCCUCCCUUGACUGUUUCUAGAGCUAGGUCUUUUCAUUACAGCAUUGAAUCCAUUCCUCUUCAUUCUGAUAAAACAGAUAAAGUGCGAAGUAAUUGCAGAUAGUUUAAAUCUGUGAAUUAAAAAAAAAAAAAAGUAGUAGAUUACUGCAAUUCACUGCUCGUGAUUUUUUGAAACACAUUUAUCCUUUCUUUUCACUUGGCUGCAGAUUACCGAGUGAUCUGCAUCCAAGAAGACUUCUCACAUCUGAUAUGAGUAGAUGAUUUCAUUACAGGAAAGAUGGAGAUGACCUAAUAAAGCCCUGCUUGCACCAGGUUAGAGAAAUGUGUCGCUGGUUCAUGGAUCACUUUCAGAGCUCUUUCAGCAUGUGAGCAGUCCACUGAGAUUGUUUGUAAGGUUGCUUUAGCACAGUGACCUCACUGCAGGUGUUUGGUAGAAUUUCUUCACAAAACCCUUGAGUGAAUAAUUUCACACACUCUGAACUUAGUGCUACACUGCGUGAAUCAAAUCAUUUCUUUCUUCCUUAGUUAAAACAUUGACUAAUAUAUCCAUUUUGACUGAGCUGCUAUUUUGUGAUCAUCUUAAGAAUACUUAGAAAAAUGUCUAUAAAAACCCCACUUGUUUCCAGUGGUCCCUGUACAAGCCAAACGCUGACCAGUACCUUCACUAAAAGGAACCUUUCUUAAACAACUUGGCUCCAGCACUUACAUUCUGUUCUGAACACUUUGCAUCUAAUUCUUAUGCAGAGAAUCAUAUAUACUCAUUAGUAAGCCACGUCCCUACUCUGAAUCCUGGAGCAGAAAGGGCCGAUAAGCCAGAUGCAGGGAAAAAGGCCUCUUCAGCACAUUUAGGGGGCGAUUUGCAUGAGUUAGACAUGGAAGAGAGAAGCUUGCAUAUGAUUACAGCAGAGCUAUAUGCAGUAUGAAUUGAUAGACAUUUCCAAAUAAUUGUGAGGUGGCCAACUAAUAUUAAGAUCAAAUCUAAAACUCUACAUGCAAAGCACUGUUAAAAAAAAAGCAACAAAACACUUUAAAGCCAACUCAAAAAUCUCAUUUUCAGGAAUAGCUGGGAGAAACUUAGAAAUUGAAUGGAUUUUCCAGUGUAACAAGAAGCUACAUUCAUAGAAACAUAGAUAUGACUGCUAUGGAUAUAAACAUUUUCUCUGUCUGUGGAUUGCACUCUCGUAUUUCAUGUAUCUUUAGAAGCAGUUGCUUCUAGAUCUUACUUCUAUGAAUGCUGUAGCCCUAGACAUGCCAGCAGCUUUUCUACAAGUGGAAUCAGUACUUGCAUAGGCAAGGCCACAUACUGUUCACCCCUAAGCAAUUUCCCAACUGUAGAGAAGCUGCUUGUUAAACAUCCAGAAGAGCCUUUGCAGAGGUAGCCAAGGCAAGAUGCAAUCAGAGUUGUGUGCCACAAACCCACUGGGGCAGGGGCUGCAUAUGGUGCACCAAUCCCUGCUCAUCCUAGGUGCCAAAGAGUCCGCCCAGAGGAGAACCACAUGGAGUACAUGGAGGGGUCAACGAGGUAACCGAGGACCUCAGGCUAAUGUUGUGAUCUUCCAAGCUGCACAAGCCGGGAACUCCUGCAUAUUUUUUAUGUGAAAGGUUCAGGCCUUUUUUUUCUGGUCUUGGUCAGGAGCACCUCAGUCUUCAUAGUGCAUAGCAGUGCAACGUCUAGUGCAUAGCAGUGUCUACGCCUGCCAAGAUCCCCCAAGCUGGUAUUCCUCUGUGAAUCCUACCUGAAGGGCAGGGUCCUCUGGGUGCUAUCAAACAGAGCUUUGCACAGAAAUACCCAUGACUGAUUCUUCUACAUGAGACUUCUGGUAAGCAGAGACUGCAGGGAGAGCCAGGCUCGGUUCUCUCUUCAGCUAACAGUGAUCCAUAUCUCCUUAUCAUAUCUACUACCUCUCAGGGGAAGGCUAUAGGGCUGCACACUACUGAAGAGGAGGGCAUGCUUGCUCUCUCUUGUUUUGAGGUUUUUGUCCCUCGUUGUGAAAGACUACAAGGUUAUGCUGUGCAGUGUAGACAUAUUUUUGAUUCACUGCGUCCCCUUAGUGAGGAGGACUCUAAGGUUGCCACACAUAUCCAGCGCUAUUGCACAUGUCCAACCAGAGUAAUGUCUACAGUAAAAAUCUGGGGCAGAUACAAAACAAACCAGACCAAAAGCUGUAUGAACAUGUUUAGCACUGUGACAAGCCUGAAUCUCUGCACACUGCCUUCAGCCUGGUCUGUUAGUGCAGUGUGCUACCCUGGGCACAUCCUCUUGGUUUGCUGUGAGAGCUCAGUCAGCGAGCUCAGGUGCAUCAGAGCUGCACCACACAGCCUCAGCCACAGCUUUGUGAGCCCACAGUGCACUCCUUGUGUGUACGCUUAGUCCUGAGAUUCUAUUAGGAUUUAAUCUUACAGUUCAUUUAAAUGCUAUAACUAAAGAAAAGCAUCAGGAAUGUCAUCAUCGUUAAGAGUAAUCAAGUGAUAACUGCAAAAGAAAAACCACAUUAUUGAAAAACACACUCCAGUCAUUAUUGGAGACAGCUUUGAGAUGCACUGUGUCAGUAACUUAAUGGAAAGUUGUGGAGGAAAAAUAUUUAGUGCUACAUUUAAUUAAUCAUGGUUAGUUGAGGGAAAAAAUCAUAUAGGCAGACAGGAAAGUGAUUAGUUUGCCCUUUGUCUCGUUUAGUGUUGGCUGUAUUUGUUUCACUGAAUAUGAGUGUUAUUAGUGUCAGUAGCUUAUAUUGGAAAUAACCUCUAAUACUGCGACUGGUUUACUUGACAUUUGACUGAAAAGCACAAAAGAAAUGCUUGUUGGCCAGCACACGUGCAGUUGUCUGAAACAUGCUGUCAGAAAUAAGGUUUUGAUAAUUCAUGGAUUAUGUCCUGAUGAUAAAUUUCAAAUGCAUGUAUCUGUAGAUGAAACUACCUCUGCCAAUUUAAAAGUACCGUGAAUAUACAGGAGCUAUUUCUGAAAUUUUAAUUACUAUUGCUUUUGUGAGUAUGCAUUCUGCUUUAUUAUCUGAGUAUCCCAGAUUGUUUCUUAGUCAAUGCUUGAUACGAACUAAUUUUAAAUUUUAUAAAGCUGAGGAAAAGAUUAUGAGCCGGUUAACUGAAAGCUUUUGUUUUCAAUUGUGUGGUACACUUCUUCUUAAGCUUUAAAAAGCUGCAAAGUCCCAGUUCUGUAAACCCCUGGCUAAAAACAAGAACAGUUCAAUAACCUUCAUGAAAGCCUUGGCUGUGCUGAUGUUCAGGUGUAAGUCAGAGCUCCUGACCCAGCCAUCAUACAGCAUUCAGCUCUGCAUUUGGGAAAUGUCAUAACUUUCCCACAGGAUCUGCUUUAUAAGACAGAUUAGAACUAACCACCGUGGACUCAGACAGGCUCAGAAGUGGCCCCCAGCCUCUCCCAGUGUCAUUCCACAUCCCUGUUUUGGGACACAGGAGCCCAUGCAGUGGUGUGUCCCAGAGUGAGCACUGCAGGCAUCGGCUCUCACUCUUGGGGAAGGAAAAGUGGGAUGCUGCAGGAGAUGGCAUGUCAGUUCAGACAGGGUUAAGUUCUUCAGCACCACUGUAUGGACAACAAAUCUUCUGUUAUCAGCAGAAAGGGAAAGUGCUGCUAUAUGUUGUGUGCCAGCACACAGUCGUGUAUCUGUGGCUGCUAUUGAUUCCUUCUUUCUUUAUUCCACUGGAACAACCUGGAGCUUGUCAAGAUUUGCUCAGGUUGAUUUGCAGCUAAUUAAUUCAACAGGCAUUUUUAAUCUUGCAAAUUUGCAACUUGUAAUACAGUAAUCAGGCUCCUGCGAGCGAACAUUAAUCAGUGAGAGGGGGAAGAAAAGCACUGCCAGCUGCAUGCAGUGCGGUGCCUGCACUGCACAGGGACAUUCACAAGAAAUGCAACAUUAGUAAAUUCAUCCCAACUAAACCCUCAUCAUUUGUCUUUUGAGUCAUUCAUCCACUGGAUUUGUUUGGCAGAGCCAGAGGUUGUGCUUGGGGAGUGGGGGGGUUGCUGAGCUGAAGAAGCUUUAGGUGCUGCCAGUGUCCUGAUCACCCAAUUCCUCACCAACCACAGAGAACCCAGUUUCAUUUCUGAGAUGGCCAUGCUGGUUGUAGAGCAUUCUCCUGGAGAAACACCUGUGUCCCAAAACACAUAAACACAUUUAGCAACACUAGAAGCCGGAUGAAUGAGUGGAAAAACUAUAUUCCUUUAUUGCUUUUAGCUUACAGGUAGAUUUUAGCUUCUUUGAUGUGCAGCAGAAGGGAAAAAAAUGGAAUGUUUGCCCAGGGUGUACAUGUCCGUGAGUCAACAACUGAUCAGUGUGUAUCUUUUAUUAUGGAAGUGAACCCACUGGUACCCUCAGCAGGGAAGCCAGAGAUCAAAAACUCUUGAAAACUAGGAAGUAAAGGAUUCCUCUGGGCAGGAUCAAAAGGGUUUGUGAAACACUGUGGAAAUCUGCCCCAGUUGUUUCAGUGAAUAAAGGGGAGGAUCAGUCUUAUCAGGAAAAAAAUCAACACUUGCACAACCUUAAUGCCAAUACAGUAUUUGUGUUGCAGUUACUCUCUUUGCAACUGAAGAUGUUAGCUGAGAACAUUCUAGAUCUGUUACGAGCUCACUGGAACACAGAGGGAGACACUGUAAGCCACUUCAUAGAUAUUAGCACUGCUAUUGGCAAUUGUUUACUGGCAAUAAUAUACAGAGGCGUCUCAAACUAGAGCACAUGAGGCAAGGAUUUGCUAUGGCUGUUGUGUCAAUGAUUGUUAAAUCUAGGAAUUGUAGAUCUUUGUUGUGGCGUGUAGGAAAAAAAUGGCUUUUUAAUGCAUAUUUUUCUUUACAGAGGAUAAAUGUCAGAUGGCUUGCACAAAAACAUAUCACUUAAAUUAGACUCAUAAAGUGGGCGUUUCUUUAUAUGGAAUAGGAGAGGCUCAGUGUCGUUCAAGUGCUUUGUGCACUUUUUCACUUGGUGAAUAUGCACAUGCAGUACAUGUGAGAAUAAGCAAAUAGUGGAUUCACAAGUUCACAUUUCCUUAGUGCAGGUAGUUCUGACAUCAUCUUGCUCAUCUACACAUCAUGAGCGUGUACAUGGGGCAGGGAGAUGAUCACUGGUAAACCAGCUGAAAAUAAAGACAGAGAUAGUAGAUGAUGUGGGAAAAGUCUUAUUACAAUUAGAGAACAGUUGUGAAUACAUGGAGCAGAUGAGCCCUCAUGGUAUUUCUUCAUGCUCAGGUAUUCAUCACUCAGCUUCUCGUGCACAUCACUGCUGAAGGACUUUUAACCACACUAUAAGUUGUCAAUUUUUGCUUCUUUAUAAGUGAGAACAGUAGCACCCUGGCUUGCAAAGGAAAUCACUGUGGAGGUGUCCAUAACCUUCAUGCAUGAUCUGUAAGUGUAGCACAUCGUAACAGUUGUGUUUUCUUCAAACGUUCACUCAAACAAGUUUGCAGGAUGUAUUAGACAUUGUUACGAUUUUUUUUCCUUGCUUCCAUUUCCUUCCUGUGCUGAAGAGUGUCAAUGCAAUCCCCACUGCUGAGAGAAGAUACCCAUGCCCAUAAUAACCUGAAGUAUCAUAUAAUCAUAGAUUCACAGAAUGGCUUGGGUUGGAAGGGAUCUUAAAGAUCGUCCCAACCUCCGUGUAUGGCAUGGGCAGGGCUGCCACCCAACAGCUCACGCUGCCCAGGGCCCCAUGCAACCUGGUCUUGGACAUCUCCAGGGAUGGGGCAUCCACAUUUCCUUUGUUUUGGAGAUGCUGGCAGAAGAGCCACUUACCUGGAACCCUCUGGAUCAGCAGGCAAAUCCUCUCGCAAGUUCAAUUCUUCAAAUGAACUGCAGUUCCUUUAACUCAGUUACCAUUUAUUCUCAAAGGCAGAAACUCUCUUCUGCAUAAUUUAUUCUACACAGUGGGACAGAUACUUUGCUGUCUAUUCUUUGUGCGUUAUUCUAGCAAGUGAGCAUCACUGCAUUUUAUUUCAAGUGCCCUUCCAUGUAUUAGGCUGUCUCACCAGUGCAAGCUGGCUCUGCUCUUGUUCCCACGCUCACUUACCUGCAUCUUUACACAAAUGCUGACUUAACAUUCAUUAUUUGUCAUGUUGCAGGUCCAUGCCAAACCCAGUGUGACUUCUGGACUUGAUCCAGGGCAUUAGCAAAUGGGAUUAUCUUCUCACUGCAAGCACUGGACGCAGAACCCACUGAGAUGCAAUAAACACAGUUCCUUAUCAUGCUGAUUUGACAGUAAUUUUGCAGGGUACAGCUGGGCUUUAAAACUUUGUUCAGUUCUCCGCAGCCUUUAUUUAUUAAAAAGAAAUUCAACAAAGCAAAAAGCCACACACACAAAUCCAAACUUUCCUUGUUCUUCCUCGUUGUACACUGUUCUCAUGAAAUUUGCUGUGUGAGGAGCGUGCCAGUUAAUUCGCAUUGGAACAGCCCUUCCAAUGUAUGUUUUCCAAAUGGAUUCCUACAAAAACUAUUAAUACUAAACCCAGUAGUAAUUAAAAUGAACAUAUUCUCCAGUCAUUACAGCAAAAUGUACACUCAGAUAAGGCUAGGUAAUUUGUGCAUGCUUCUACCUUUCAUCUCUUACGAUGCACAGCUCAAAGUUUCUUUUUCAGGUUGACUGACAAAUUUGAUUGUUUGGGGAAAAUGUGUGCACAAGUGUUUCUAGACCAUUAGUAAAACUGGUGAGCUUUCUGAAGCAAUUUCAUGUGAGACCGAUGAUCCUAAAAGAUUCAGACUUACUGUGCUUGCAAAACCUUCUUGCGUGUUCUACAAAGGAAAAAAGACACUGUCAAAGGACUGAUUGAGAAAUUUUGCCUGGUGAACACACUGAUAAGUAAUACUUACACCAGCACUCUGAAAAGGAGCAAUUAUUGUACUGGGAUUUGCCUUGACUACAGGCAGCUUAUAAUCUUAAAGGGCUUGCCUGAAGGACCUCCAUAGCAAUGGAUGACUUUCUUUUGACUUUACUGGAGUCCAGUAAGCCCUGAGAGUAAGCAAGUGUCAUUUUGCUAUUAAAUUUCACAAUGCCUCUCCAGAUGAAAUUUAUUUUUAUGGAAUCUAUUUAGUCACUAUUUUACAGCACACUUGAACUUUACUAUCAGUGAACUGCCAGUCCUUGUGCAUCCAAUACUGAUUAGGCAAAGGAAAAUCUUUGGAGAAGGAACAUCAGGCUUUGUAUUGAAAAAAUAGUCCUCUGCAAAUAAUAUAAAGCACUUCUAGGUCUUCCAUUUCUGUGAGUCACUGAAUGAGUCAAAGACAGCUUCCUGGGUUCCAGAAUAAAUUUAAAUAUCUGUUUAAAUGUUCAGAAAACUAACUGAGAUAUUAAUAAUAUUUUAAUAUUUUCCAUGAAAAAAGAAAUCCUUUAAGCUACACAUUUCAACUUCAAGAAGAAUGCAUAUAUUUAUAUAAAUUCUAAGUCAUUGGGCUUUGGGGCAGCAAGGGAAAAAAAUGGCAAUUUGAGGAGGUGAAAUUUUCACAUAAGCUCAGCAAGAGUCUCCUGGUGUCCCCAUCAGCCUGCUGCUCCAGCCCUUGCUUGUCACUAUUUCACUGCUUAAACCAUUCAAGAAGGAUCUAGGGUUUGGAUCUUGGCCAACCUCAUCACAGUCUUCAGUGCUAGGGCACAGAUCAGGGAUGCAGGAACCUCAGAGACAACAGGCUAGGGUAACAAAGAGAAAGGUAGAUCCAUUUAUUCCAGUUUCUCUACAGGCACAGCUGAAUGGGUGAUGGGGACAAGGGCUGCUUCUUCGUGGGGCAGAUACUGAGUGCUGGGACAUGGGGCUGGUGUUUGUACCCUGUUCUUUGGAAAGGAAAGGCAGCAAAUAAAAUUUAGGAAGCAGUGAUGUUAGACACCCACAGUGCCAAAGCACUGAACCAUCAAGCUGGAUUCCCAGCCCUUAGAGGUUGGUGCCAAGAAUGGAAACAAGUUUAUUAGCUGCUGCAAUGCAGUCCUAAAAGAUGCCGUCUGCAGCUUUCUGUCCUUUGCAAAUCGGUAUGCAGAGGAAAAAACAAAGGAUUGCCUUUGCUGCUGUUUUGCAGGAAAUAAAACGUUUUCACAGCUGUUUUAGAGGUGUGCCUUUUAGCGUCUUUGGGUUUUAUAAAGAACUGAAAUAUAUUUCUCUCCCUUACAAAAACAGAAAAUCUUUUUUUUUUUUCUUUUUCUUUUUCUUUUUCUUUUUCUUUUUUUUCAUACAUUACAUACAAGUCAUAAAGCCUUGGCUUCUUUGAGAAACUGAGAUUCUCACAAUUCCACUCCUUCCCAUCUCCCCAUCGCCUAAAAAAAUAAAAUAAUAAUUAAAAAAAAAAAAGAACAGGAAACUGACAAACAUUUUGGGGAACACUGCAGUAUCACACU
Molecule: messenger RNA, 15255 nt
Organism: Lagopus muta (rock ptarmigan)
Lineage: Eukaryota; Metazoa; Chordata; Aves; Galliformes; Phasianidae
Gene: XKR4
Product: XK related 4
Exons: 3
Coding region: 55-2043 (662 amino acids)
Biological process (GO): engulfment of apoptotic cell; apoptotic process involved in development; phosphatidylserine exposure on apoptotic cell surface
Cellular component (GO): plasma membrane
Source: RefSeq, a predicted model, not a curated record